UCAAGAACAAUCAUCUCCGGUCAGCAGCCAUGCAGCUGGCCAUGCUGUGCACAGUGUGUCUGCUGCCCAGCAGCCUGGCCCUGCCGCUUCCCCGGGAGGCAGGAGGCAUGAGCGAGCCGCAGUGGAAACAGGCUCAGGACUAUCUCAAGAGAUUUUAUCCAACUGAUUCAAAAACAAGAGGUGCCAACAGUUUAGAAGCCAAACUCAAGGAGAUGCAAAAAUUUUUUCGCCUGCCUGUAACUGGAAUGUUAACUUCCCACACCAUGGAAAUAAUGCAGAAACCCAGAUGUGGAGUGCCAGAUGUUGCAGAAUACUCACCAUUGGCAAAUAGAGCAAAAUGGACUUCCAAUGUCGUCACCUAUAGGGUCGUGUCACAUACUCAAGACUUGCCACUUGUCGUAGUGAAUCAAUUACUGGCAAAGGUCCUCAAAAUGUGGAGCGACGAGAUCCCACUGACCUUCAAGAACGUCAGCUGGGGAACUGCUGAUAUCAUGAUUCUCUUUGGAAGACGAUCUCAUGGGGAUGCCUUCCCAUUUGACGGACCAGGAAACAUACUGGCUCAUGCCUUUUUACCUGGUCGAGGCUUUGGAGGAGAUGCUCACUUUGAUGACGAUGAACACUGGAGUUAUGGUAGCAGGAGAGGAGUUAACUUGCUUUCCGUUGCAACUCACGAAAUUGGCCAUUCUUUGGGUCUGCUACAUUCGUCUGAUCCUAAUGCUGUGAUGAAUCCAACCUAUAGAGAUGUAGAUCCCAAGAAUUUCAGACUUUCACAGGAUGAUAUCAAUGAAAUUCAGAAAUUAUAUGGAAAGAGAAAUAAUUCAAGAACGAAUUAGAAACUUCAGGGAGAACACACAUUCAAUCACGGGAUCCUAUAUCAUUCUUCCCCAACCAGAAUUAAUGAACACUGUUCCUGCACUCCAUUUAGCCCUUACUUCCUCUUUCCUUGAAUUGAGCUUGGUUUUUACAUGUAUCUCUCUCCCUCUGGGGAUAAGGUCUUUUACAACAUAAUUGUGUCUUUCUCAUCUGUGAAGCACCUCAAGCAAUUUGAACUUAGCAGAUGUCAAUGAAUGUUAAAUACACAGAUAAAUUAAAAAAAUGUCCAUAGUAAAAUGAUUUAUAUUUGGGAGCACUGUUUCUGUGUCAAGAGAAGGCAUGCUAUACAAUGAAAUCAAAGGCUAAGACCAGAAAAAGAAAACUCCACCACAUUAUUUUGAAUCUUCAGCUGCACCUCACUCUGUCACCGGGUUGGUAAUGUGGGAACUCCAACCAUUUAUUGUUCAUUAGUGCAGCCCAAAGGUACACUAAGUUCCCCUUAGCCUUUUGGCCCAAUCUCUCACUCUGAGUAUUCUGGAAAGUCCAAUUCUUCCCACAAAAUGUGUGUGAAUUCCCAAGGAUUCACAUUCUCAUAGUCACUUUGGCUCCAAGUUUCUACCCCUGACCUCUUGAUUUCACUGUGUCUCUCCUGCCACAGCAGCUCUGUGUUCCCUUUCCUCUUCCCCAUGCCAACCAAGCUAUUGCUCUCACCCUCUUCUCUUUAACUUUCUCCAAACCAGUCCUACAAGGUUUUUGGGAGACUCUUGACAUUGCUGAAGAUUUGUAUCAACAGUGAGAUUUUGUAUUGCAUGAGGACAAUGAAAUUAAAAUCAGAUAUCCCCGUUCUUCAAAUCCUUUACCAAUAAUAGCAUCAGGAAUUUCUCACUGCCCACCUACCUCUGCAGGAUCCAACCUCCUAACACAUUUCUCCACGAUCCUCAAAUCUCUAUACCCCGUUCCUUCUGACUUCCCUCACAAACUCAUUUUCCUGAAGUCCUCACAGCUCCAGCUCUCCUUUCCAUGAACAGAGACUCACUAAUGUGUUUCUCUGGGAGAAGCACUCCAUGCAGGCUAAACCCCUCAGCAGGACACAGAACUGGCAAAGGCUUUUCCAUUU
Molecule: messenger RNA, 1930 nt
Organism: Ceratotherium simum simum (southern white rhinoceros)
Lineage: Eukaryota; Metazoa; Chordata; Mammalia; Perissodactyla; Rhinocerotidae
Gene: MMP7
Product: matrix metallopeptidase 7
Biological process (GO): collagen catabolic process; extracellular matrix organization; proteolysis
Cellular component (GO): extracellular matrix
Molecular function (GO): zinc ion binding; metalloendopeptidase activity
Source: RefSeq, a predicted model, not a curated record